GCAGAAAUUAGUCAAAUGCAUUAUUUAUAGUUUCUAUAGGAAGGAAGUAUAUGAGGAACACAGUACGGAAUUCAUAGUUCAUAAGUAUCCUUUACUUCUCUGAACUUUUUUUGUAUAGUACAUGAACAUUAAGGCCUCCAAUCGAGGUAAUGGCUCUCACCUUUAUAAGCUUGAAAAAGUGUAAAUACUGGAGAAAGCUCCUUAUCACAGUUUCGGCCAUUCAGCCUUUUUCAACAAUAAAAGUAAUUUAAAACAAGGGUGAGGGAGUGUCCAAGCAUCAGCCGGCUCAGCGCACAAACCAGUGUCUGGACGAGAACACAACCUGAUUUGUGCGAUCACGUCUGGAGCAGGCGGCAGGAGCAUGGCUCCCUGACAAAAUCUAAUUGCUGCUCCAGGUACUGUCACCCAAGCAGGGCCUCAUUCACCCAGGUUUGAACUGAAUGACUUAAGCAUGGGACCCAUCACAGUGGGACUAUACAACAUAUAACCACAAAGCCUGAAACGAGACCUGUAACCAGAUUUUGGUGGGCUAGGCCCCCAUCACAGAGGGCCCAUAAAAACUGGACCCACCUUAGGGCCGCAAAUGAGAUCAGCUGUUAUUGUGUUUUAGCUCUGAAUCCCACAUAAAAUAAAUAAGCACAACCUCAUUUUACACAGCGACGGGACGGUUACAAAUAUACGCAAACAUAGCAGUGGUGAACCAAGACUGGAUUUUCUUGGGGAAGCCUGGAUAUCUGAGGACCCUGGGGCAUUGUAUGCUUCGUGAUGCGGCCUUGCUAAUAACAUCAGCAUCAUUUACAUAGUACAGUCUAUGACUAAAAUUGAUACCAUUAAACAAAAUAGUGUGUACAUCUCUAUGUUGACAGACGUCAAAGUGGAACUGUUAUCAGAUUAUUCACACAUCAAUUAUUAGCAAAGGACAACUUGAAACACUUUGUGCCAUCAUGAAAUAACCACCAUCCUAUUCAUUUUGAAUGAGUUCAUAGAUACAGUGACAAGGCAGGUUCACAGGUAUCUGGAGUUUCAACUCAAACUCCAGGUGAAACUCCAGGUGAAACUCUCUCUCUCUGAAACAGAGUGAGAGAGAGCCUCUGCUGUACAGUUAAAGUUCGUUUGGAGAGCUCUCUAUAUUUAGAGGUCCUGCCCACGUAUUCAUAAAAUUGUUCGAGCAGCAACUGGUGAUAUAAAAUAGAAGUACUGACUGUGCACUAACUAAUCUGAACUUCGACAGAUAAAGUAAAAGAUCAUAAACCUGCCUCAAGCAUGCUAAGUGCACGCUCCAAGCGGCCACUUUGUCUUCCAAGAUCACUCGUGUUCACAUCUCACAUCUCGAGCAGGGGUCGCCAUGAAACUGGUGCUUCCUAACCCGGGCCUGGAUCUGCGGAUCCCCAACUUUAAGGAUCUGGAGAGAAUGGAGGAGGAAGGCGCCAGUGACAGGCCCAAGUGGGACAACAAAGCCCAGUACAUCCUGACCUGCGUGGGCUUCUGCAUUGGGAUCGGCAACGUGUGGAGAUUUCCUUACUUGUGUCAAAGUCAUGGAGGGGGUGCCUUCCUGAUACCGUACCUCAUUCUACUGGUGCUGGAGGGAAUGCCGCUCCUGCUGCUGGAGUUCGCCAUUGGCCAGCGUCUGAGGAAAGGCAGUGUGGGAGUGUGGAGGUCCAUCAGCCCUUAUCUGACUGGUAUUGGUAUAGCCUCCAUGCUGGUGUCGUUCUUGGUUGGACUGUACUACAACACCUUAAUAGCCUGGAUCCUAUGGUAUCUCUUCAAUUCCUUUCAAAGCCCACUGCCUUGGACCCAGUGUCCUCUCAACGACAACAGGACAGAAUUUGUAUCCGAGUGUCAAGAGAGCUCCACUGUGGAUUACUACUUUUACCGAGUGACUCUGAACACUACGACCUCUAUAGAUGACUCAGGAGGAAUCCACUGGCCCAUGGUAGUGUGCCUGUUUGCAGCCUGGACGUUCAUCUGUAUCUGCUACAUACGGGGGAUCGGCACAUCAGGCAAGGCAGUGUACGUCACUGCCAUCCUGCCGUACAUAGUGCUGGCUAUCUUCCUGGUCCGAGGACUGACUCUCAAAGGAGCACUGAGCGGAAUUAAGUUCCUCUUCACACCAGACGUUAAUGAGCUGAUGAACCCGACCACAUGGCUGGAUGCAGGUGCCCAGGUCUUUUACGCCUUCAGUAUAGCGUGGGGAGGGCUCAUCUCCUUCUCAAGCUACAACCCUAUUCACAACAACUGCAUGCAUGAUGCCGUGAUCCUGACAGUUAUAACUGGUGCGACCUCGAUCUACGCUGCCACGGUCACCUACACCAUCAUCGGCUUCAGGGCCACUGAGAGAUACGACAACUGUAUCAGUAAAAACAUCAUGACAUUAUUAAACGUAUUCAAUCUUCCUGAGGACAACAUCACUUCCAGCAACUAUGAGGCAGCGUUCAAUCAGCUCAACAGCUCCUAUCCUGACAUUGUUCUUGGACUGGACAUCAAAACAUGUGACAUGCAGACACUUCUCAGUGAGGGAGUGGAGGGAACAGGUCUGGCCUUUAUUGUGUUUACAGAGGCCAUCACCAAGAUGCCUGGUUCCCCCAUCUGGUCUGUCCUCUUUUUCGUCAUGCUCCUCUGCCUGGGGAUCUCAACCCUGUUUGGCAACAUUGAAGGAGUAGUGGUCCCCUUAAAGGACCUGCAUAUGCUUCCUCAAAAUUGGCCCCAAGAAGCCCUAACUGGAACGACAUGUUUUGUCGCCUUCGUCAUCUCGCUCCUGUUUGCGCAGAAUUCAGGGUUUUACUGGGUAACGCUCUUCGACAAUUUUGCUGGAUCAGUUCCACUACUGACUAUUGGCUUGUUUGAGUUGAUCGCUGUGGUUCACGUCUAUGGCAUAGACAGGUUCAAUGAGGACGUGGAGUUCAUGAUUGGACACAAGCCCGGCAUCUUCUGGCAGGUGUCAUGGAGGUUCAUCAGUCCUCUUAUCAUCCUGGUGAUCCUGGUUUUCUACCUGGUGAUCCAAGCUCAAGAGGAACUCACCUAUUUGGUCUGGGACCCAAAUUCUAAGGAGUUUCCAGCUCUGUCAUCAGUACCAUACCCUUCCUGGAUCAAUGCAGCCAUAUUUCUCUUGGCAGGCGUCCCCAGUCUGAUGGUUCCCGUGUAUGCAGUCUGUAAGCUGGUGUUUGAUCGCUGCAGAAAAAACACUGCUUCCUGAAAAUGAGCAAAAUUGUCUUACAGCACACAUGAUGUUUUAGAAUAGAACAGAUGCAUUGUUAUUUAAUUUGUUGUUUUUUUCAUAUGUUAACUUGUUAUGUGAAUAACAUCUGUGUGACAUGUCAGCAUCUAAAACUUUCUACACAUUUUGUUGUAUUAUUGUUUUUUAUUUCAUUUUUAGUCAUUUCUGCAUAUUGCUUGUUUAU
Molecule: messenger RNA, 3398 nt
Organism: Platichthys flesus (European flounder)
Lineage: Eukaryota; Metazoa; Chordata; Actinopteri; Pleuronectiformes; Pleuronectidae
Product: sodium-dependent neutral amino acid transporter B(0)AT1-like
Exons: 12
Coding region: 1346-3193 (615 amino acids)
Biological process (GO): sodium ion transmembrane transport
Cellular component (GO): membrane
Source: RefSeq, a predicted model, not a curated record